Molecule: messenger RNA, 543 nt
Organism: Prorocentrum cordatum
Lineage: Eukaryota; Dinophyceae; Prorocentrales; Prorocentraceae
Source: the annotation of a GenBank genome assembly
AUGGCAGUCCAGUUCGAUGGCGCCAUCGCUUGGAUGGGCGGGACUCCCGCGGCGCCCGACGCGGCGCUGCCUCGGGGAAGCUUCUACGUGCGCCGGGCGUCCUACGAGGGCGGCAAGGCGAGCAGCCUGGUCAGCACUAUCAUUACCAAACUUGUGGGCCCGAGCCUCUGGGGAAAGAUCAGGGCUUUCUGGCACAUGGCCCUUAACCUUACUGACAGAACUGGCUACGUGUCCCAGGUGGAGGACGACGACGUCGAGGAGCUGCGGGUGGCCCUGGCGGGAGUUGCGGUCGGCGCAAUGCCCGCGCAGAAGGUGGUGCCCGCCCGCCGGGGGGGCUUUCUCGCCGUGCUGCUGCGGGCCGUCAGCACCCGGACGUCGCUCUCCGUGCUGGCCGCGCUCGGGGUGCAGGCUGUCAUUAACCUUGCCUGCCAGUGGCUGAUGCGACGCCGACAGCGAUCUGAGACCUUGUGGCGGAAGCACGUGGACCUGAGCGUCGUGCAGGCGUGCCUGUUGACCACAGAGCAUCUGACCUGGGGCGAAUAG